Drosophila ficusphila is the source of this 4758-nucleotide messenger RNA. RefSeq names its product fasciclin-1 (gene Fas1). Gene Ontology annotation, biological process: extracellular matrix organization; cell adhesion. Gene Ontology annotation, molecular function: cell adhesion molecule binding. The coding region runs from base 277 to 2280 and encodes 667 amino acids. The transcript is spliced from 16 exons. The record is from RefSeq and is a predicted model, not a curated record. Gene Ontology annotation, cellular component: extracellular matrix. Lineage: Eukaryota; Metazoa; Arthropoda; Insecta; Diptera; Drosophilidae.
GCCGCCCUACACUUAUUCCAUCUCUAGCUCAAACCUGUUCUCGGUUUGAAUUCGUUUGAAACAAAUUUCAAUUCGAAAAAAACGUUCGAGCGUGGCGCACGUUACGAUUCCUCCGACUGAUUAAUCGUAGAGCAGCACUCGCACACGCCUCCCCGCAAAAAAAAACACUUACACACACACUGCCACCGACGCGUCGCUGCAGCAGAGGCUCCAAAACCAGUGUUGUUGUUGCAGCACCGCCGUCGCUCUUGUUGUUGCUCUUCGACCGCUAGAAUAAUGAACGUCGCAGCGCUGUUUUUGGCGCUGCUGCUCUGCGCCGCGAACGCAGCCGCCGACGCCGAUUUGGCGGAUAAAUUGCGCGAUGACUCGGAACUCUCUCAGUUCUACAGCCUGCUGGAAAGCGACCUCGUCGCCAACUCAACGCUCGCGCUGCGCAGCUGCACGAUCUUUGUGCCCACCAAUGAAGCCUUCCAGCGCUACAAGAGCAAAACCGCCCAUGUGCUCUAUCACAUUACCACUGAGGCGUACACCCAGAAACGACUGCCGAAUAUCGUGUCAUCGGACAUGGCCGGCAAUCCGCCGCUGUACAUCACAAAGAACUCGAACGGCGACAUCUUUGUGAACAAUGCCCGGAUCAUUCCCUCGCUCAGCGUGGAGACGAGCAGCAAUGGCAAGCGACAGAUCAUGCACAUCAUCGACGAGGUGCUGGAGCCGCUGACCGUGAAGAGCGGCCACACGGACACCCCCAACAAUCCGAAUGCUCUCAAGUUCCUCAAGAACGCCGAGGAGUUCAACGUGGACAACAUCGGCGUGCGCACCUACCGCAGCCAGGUUACGAUGGCCAAAAAGGAGUCGAUCUACGAUGCCGCCGGACAGCACACCUUCCUGGUUCCCGUUGAUGAGGGAUUCAAGCUAUCGGCUCGCAGCAGCCUGGUGGACGCCAAGGUCAUCGAUGGCCAUGUGAUACCCAACACUGUCAUCUUCACUGCCGCCGCCCAGCACGACGAUCCCAAGACUUCCGCCGCCUUUGAGGAUUUGCUCAAGGUCACCGUCAGUUUCUUCAAGCAGAAGAACGGCAAAAUGUAUGUAAAGUCCAACACCAUUGUGGGUGAUGCCAAGCACCGCGAGGGAGUGGUUCUGGCCGAAAUCGUCAAGGCCAACAUUCCAGUGAGCAACGGAGUGGUCCAUCUGAUCCACCGACCGCUGAUGAUCAUCGAUACGACGGUCACCCAAUUCCUGCAGUCGUUCAAGUUCAUGAACGAGAAUGCUGAGAACGGAGCAUUGCGAAAGUUCUAUGAAGUUAUCAUGGACAAUGGAGGAGCAGUUUUGGACGACAUCAACAGUCUGUCGGAAGUCACCAUUUUGGCACCCAGCAAUGAGGCUUGGAACUCGUCCAAUAUCAACAAUGUUCUGCGUGACCGCAACAAGAUGAGGCAAAUCCUGAACAUGCACAUCAUUAAGGACCGCUUGAAUGUGGAUAAGAUCAGGCAGAAGAAUGCUAAUUUGAUUGCUCAGGUGCCCACUGUCAACAACAGCACCUUCCUGUACUUCAAUAUCCGCGGUGAAGGAUCGGAUUCAGUGAUCACAGUUGAGGGUGGUGGCGUUAAUGCCACCGUUAUCCAGGCUGAUGUGGCCCAGACCAACGGCUUUGUGCACAUUAUCGAUCAUGUUUUGGGUGUGCCUUACACCACAGUUCUUGGCAAACUGGAGACCGAUCCCAUGAUGAGCGACACAUAUAAGAUGGGCCAGUUCUCGCACUUCAACGAACAGCUGAACAACACACAACGCCGAUUCACCUACUUUGUGCCCAGGGACAAGGGAUGGCAGAAGACCGAGCUGGAUUACCCAUCGGCUCACAAGAAGCUCUUCAUGCAGGACUUUUCCUACCAUUCCAAGUCCAUUCUGGAGCGUCAUUUGGCCAUUUCGGAUAAGGAGUACACCAUGAAGGACCUGGUCAAGUUUUCGCAGGAGUCGGGCAGCGUUGUCCUGCCCACUUUCCGCGACUCCCUGAGCAUCCGCGUGGAGGAGGAGGCUGGACAUCUCCAUGAUGAGUAUGCUAGUCACGAAUGGACUGGCUACGUGAUCAUCUGGAACUACAAGAAGAUCAACGUGUACCGGCCCGAUGUGGAGUGCACCAACGGAAUCAUCCACGUCAUCGACUAUCCGCUCCUGCAGGAGAGGGACGUGGUCGUGGCCGGAGGUAGCUAUUUGCCAGAAUCAAGCAUUUGCAUCAUCUUGGCCAACCUCAUAAUGAUAACAGUAGCAAAGUUCUUGAACUAAACGCAUCCGAUAUGUAAAAACCAAUACAAUCCAAAGCAAAUGCAAAUCAAAACACAACAACUACAACCACAGUCGUCUACAGAACAAGAAACAAGAACACAUUAUGAAUCAGACUAAUGCGACAUCCACACGGAUGUAAAUAAUCAGCACUAGUUUGUUGAUGCCGAUCGAAAAUCACAAGCAACCAAAACUGUAUCUGUAAUAUAUGCGUCACAAGGAACGAUCAUCAUUCCAAACUGCCACGCCCAUGCCACCCACAUAACCACAUAUACACAGCCCCACAAAGAAAGACACGCAUGCAGAAAACUGCCUGCAAAUUUGCUUUAGCAUCGACAGCUUUGCCCCAAAAAGAGCUGGCAAGAAAGGUUUUUGGAUGUCGUAAAAAGAAGGAACCCCCUAAUUUUAAGCAUUAAACUUGACUCCCUUUCAACGGCCUUAUGUAUUAUAUGAAAUAUGAAACUCUCUGUAAAACAUUUUAAUUUUAUGUUCAACCUAUACUGGUAGCUUACGUUCAUCAGCUCGCUAAGUUUUAAGUUUGGACCCACGUCGAUCUGUCUGCAAGUGCAUUGACAAUUGUAUCGCACCAUGGAACAUCCGAUUGUGUUUUUGAUUUUAAGUGUAUAUUUUUUGUGAAUUGCUCGUUUUAGUUAAUGGUCUAAUUUAUGAUUUAUGAAAAGAGUUAUCUUAAGUAGAAUGCGAAUCUCAUUGUACAUGUCGAAGCAGAAGCAAUAAGCGCAUCACACACUCUCAUACUCAAACGCCCACACAUUCCCCUAUCCAUUAAAACAUACGAACAUGUAACGAAACAAAGUCAUUGUAAGAUUUGGAAAGUGUGAACAAUUUUUAUAAUAAACUGAAAGUUUUCAUUUAAACUUAACGAUUAAGCCCGCCAGCCUUCUUGUCUCGAACCAAACCGAGUGGUCCCCCGUAGGCACAGAACUAUAUCAAAGUCGGACAAGAAAUGUGCAAGCUAGCAACCAACAAACUCAAUUAUAUUUAAUGCCAUCCCGCACUUAGUUAUUAGCCCGCUAUGCAUGUGAAUCCCCCAGAUAAACACAUACGCCACUGCAACUAGGUUAGUCCAAUGUAAAACAAGUUUCGAAACUGCCGCCAACUACAAACUAUACAAGCAUACAUACAAUCCCUGUAAUCUAAAUCACUCACGGGACACAACUACAUGUCAUCACUGAAUGGAUUUUGAUACCGAUUUUAACUUGCAUACGAAACCAAAACGAGAACAACCAGAUGAGAAAGCGAACUAAAUUUCCCCUCGCCCGAGCAGUUGCAUUUUAAAACUUUGUAUGUAGUUUAAAACUAGUUUUUAGUCCGACUUAGAAAAACCCAAUCGCUAACUAUAUACCAACUCUCUUUCUAUUUCUCUCUGUCUCUCCCCCUAAUGCUAUGUACUUAUAGGUUAGACAUUGUAACUAGCGUAACCAACCAAGACCGCGCGUUAAGUCGGGCAAAGAAACACUGAAAUGUACUAUCCCCCAAAGAAAACCAAGCGAACUUGCAUUACUAUCAGCCUACCAGUACACACUGUUCUCAACUUUCACCACCACCACCCACUUAGGAACUCAGUCGAAAACAAAUCCAGUUGUGGCAGUCGCUAUACGUAGUUGCUAAUUCCCGAUCCAAUCGGACAUUCCGGCAGUCUUAUCUUUAGUAGGUGGUUUAGUUUCGUUUGGUGCAGUGCAGUGCCGUAGCAGCUAAGUAAAAUGUAUGAAAUGAAAUGAACACAAAAAUGAAUAUAGAAAUGAACACGUAGAAAUGAAUACGCUGAUGAAAUGUACACGUAAGCUUUAAGGAAUCGCUGGGAGAGCGCGGAUCGGAGAUCGGAAAUUGCAGUCGCAAUUUGUGUCGUAGUCAGCCUUACUAAAGAUAAACGCAUUACCUUAACCUUUAUACAAAUUUACUCGAAACAUACUUGUACCCAAACCAUACGUUCCGCUUUGAAAGACAUCCAGAUAUAUAAGGAGGUACACCCAACAAUACAAGUAUAACUACAAAUGAUAUUGCGCCACACGCUAUUUACACCAAAAUACACCAAAACAAAUCGAGAAAUGCAUAUUUUUCAUAUAUUUAAUUGUCAGAAUAAUAUAUACGUAGUUUAUUUACUGUAAAACUCAAGAAUCUCAGAAAAGGAAAAUUUAAAUCACAUAUAUUGAUGUAUACUUAGCCAUUGAGUUUCGAAGCAAGCGUUAGACACGGGAAUAUAUGAAUAAAUCUAUAUACAAUAUGCGAAAUCAAGCAAACUAUGGAAAACUGCAGUGCAAAAGAAUAUUAUUCCAUUUUAUUUUACGACAAGCGCUUUUUACAAAUAAACCGAAUCCAUUUCAAUUACUCGUAAAGGAACAGCAAGAUUAUAUUUAGCGUUAGUUAAACUAAUUAAUACAUGUACUAGAAAACCGAAUGUCAACCGAGAAUCUUCAGCAAGCUUGAGCGAAUAAUUAAACUUUAAAACUAACUAUAAAUAAA